Messenger RNA from Malus domestica (apple), 2467 nucleotides. Its product is annotated as mediator of RNA polymerase II transcription subunit 8. The record is from RefSeq and is a predicted model, not a curated record. Lineage: Eukaryota; Viridiplantae; Streptophyta; Magnoliopsida; Rosales; Rosaceae. Gene Ontology annotation, cellular component: mediator complex.
UUAAGGCGCAACCUUUAUUUAUGUCUCGUUCAUCAUCAACUCGUCUCUAUACUAUCCCCCUCUAAUUCGAUCCAAAACCCUUCGGUCUCUCUCUCUCUCUCUCUCUCUCAUCCCAACCCCACUUCAUUGGAAAAACUCCGGCGACCCUGGACACGAACGCGGGCGACAAGAUCCGUACUCCAACAUAUUGCUUCUGGUCUGGUCUCCAAUUUAAGGAAUUAAAUUGGGAACUUAGGGCACGAUUUGGGUAUUUAUUUGUCGAUAAUUUCCGAGUGGGAACUUGGGUUGGUUUUCUCAGGAAAGUUGUGAUUUUUUUGGGGAAAAUUGGUGGGAAAUACGAGUGUAGUUGGGUGGUGUCAGAAGAAAGAGAGGAGUGUUGCCACCGGCGGAGCAGACGGGAGGAGGUGUGUGAGGGAGCUUAACCUUCAAUCUUCCCAUGUUGAUUUUUCCAGGUAAUUGAAGGUCGCCAACCUUCGAUCUGAAGGACAACAACGAGAAAGGGAGAAAGGGGAAGCGAGGACUGGCUUUGGAGGUUGGGGAGUCAUCGGUGGGUGGCUGGGGGUGGUGUUUCGUAGAUAGGAAUUGGGGAGGGGUCUUUCUCCGAUUCUAACUCCCUUCGCCCCUGUUCUCAUACCACAAUGGCCGCCAUGGAAGGCGUUCUCCAGAACCAACCUCCUCAGCCCCAACAACCGCCGCAACCCAUGGCGGUGGAGAGACUAAACGACGCCGUGCAGCAGCAGCUGAACCUCGAGGCCGUCAAGACCCGAGCCAUCAGCCUCUUCAAAGCCAUCUCCCGCAUUCUCGAAGACCUCAAUGCCUACGCUUACGCCAACACCACGCCCAAAUGGCAAGACAUCCUAAGCCAGUACUCCAUGGUCAACCUCGAGCUCUUCAACAUCGUCGACGAAAUAAAAAAGGUCUCCAAGGCCUUCGUGGUGCACCCCAAGAACGUCAACGCCGAAAACGCCACGGUGUUGCCGGUGAUGCUGUCGUCAAAGCUGUUGCCGGAGAUGGAGGUUGAAGACAAUGGAAAGAGGGAGCAAUUGCUUCAUGGGUUGCAGAACCUCCCAAUUUCUUCCCAAAUUGACAAGCUUAAGGCGAGGAUUGAUAUGAUUGGAGCUGCUUGUGAGAGUGCGGAGAAAGUGUUGGCUGAUACACGAAAAGCUUACUGUUUUGGAACCCGUCAAGGCAUUCCGAUUGUUCCUACUCUGGACAAGGCGCAGGCUGCCAAAAUUCAAGAGCAAGAGAAUCUUCUCCGAACUGCGGUUAACUUUGGCGAAGGUUUACGGUUACCUGGUGAUCAAAGACAGAAUGCACCUGCACUUCCAACGCAUCUGGUAGAUGUGCUCAGUGUAGGUGAUGGAGUGCAAGCUUUCCCUGAAGCAUCGGGUAUGUACUCAAAGAAUAUCCCUGUAUCAUCAAGUAACUUGGCUGGUCAGAGCCCUCUAAUGCAGGUUUCUGGAUCACAAAUUAUGGGAAGGCCGGCUGCAUCUCCUGGUGGUCCAAGUGUUUCAAACUUUGAUAGCACAACUACAUCUCCGCUGCCAUAUGCCAACUCACCAAGGUCUGGUACAACUAUGAUGAAUACCCCAUCUCCUCAACAACAAAGCCAGCAACAGAAGCAACAACAACAGCAGCAACAGCAGCAGAAGUUGAUGCAAUUACCUCAGCAUCAGCAACUCCUGGCUCAGCAACAAUUUAGGCAGAAUGCAAUGCAAGGAAUGGGACAAAAUCAGGUGCAACAGCUGCAGGAUUUGCAGGGCCAGGCUCAGCAGAAGUUUCAGUCGUUACAUGGACAGCAUCAAUUCUCUCAGUCACUGGGGCACCAGCAAUUUCAAGGUCGGCAGUUGCCCUCUGGACAUGUACAACAUGGCAUUGGUCAGAACCAACUUAACCCGGGAAGCCAAAUGAAUCGCCAUCUUAGCCAGUUUUCUGGCACUGCUAAUAGUGCAUUGUUUAAUGCUGCUCAAACGACACCAAGUCAAAUGAUACCAAACAUGUCGGCUACUAUGUCCUCUCAAUCACUUCUGCCACGAAUGCAGUUUGAAAUGCCUGGUAACAUUCCUCAGAGGAGUCACACUUCCCAAAUUUCGAGCGAUCAAAUGUUUAAUAUGGGAGCAGCAAAUACCGGUGGUAUGAUGCCUCUACAACAGCAGCAGCAGCAGCAACAGCAACAGCAACAUGGUUCACAAGGUUCCUUCGGAAACAUUCCGCCGAAUGCUCAGAAUCUGCAGUCUAAUAUGGUAACACUUCAGGGCACACCACAAAAUCAUUCCAAUUUUGGCCAGCAGAGACAGCAAAACCAGCAAUAACAAUAAUUAUUCGUGUGUCUGACACAUACUCGAUAAAUAUUUAACUUUUAUUAUUUAGUUCAUGAACGUUAAUUGUUAGUUCAACUCUCUUGAAAUAUGACAAUUUUAACAACAAAAUAAAUAUUUAUUGUGGUUAAAUAUGAUGAUAUUGGAAA